UGUCGAUGAUAGGGGCAGCUAGCCUUAUCGGAAGUACGUGGAAGAAAGUCAGGCAGUCAACAUGGAAGCAAGUACCUAUCCGAUUCACAGCUGGAACUUCCAUUAUCCGGUAACUUUAUUCACAAGCUCUGUGUGGUCGGGCGUUGUCAAGUUUCCCACCCCCGCCACCGUUGAACACAGCAACAACAACCACAACAACUUGACCACAACAACUAGGUUUGACCCACCCAGCACACUUGUUCUAAGCACCAAAACUUGGCCCUUCUCCCGGACAAGACAAAGAACGGUUUUGGAUGCCUGCCAAAUUAUCGCCCAUAAAUUGCCGUCAUCUUCCCACAACAAACUAACAGAAAGCUCGGCAACCAAACCACCGCAACCAGACCACCCUUCAUCAAAGUCCCAUCUUUCCUCCUUCUCCCGUCAUCUUACUGAUCCAUCUCCAUUCCCAACCAGUCAUUAACCAACCUCAGAAUGGCUUAUACAACAAGGUUUACGACCAUAGCGGGUAUGCCGUCCGUGAUCUUCACGUCCGCCAAUGCCACGGCCGAAGACUUGGAGGACAUGGACUUCGAGGUCAUCCAGAUCGACAUUCCUGCUCCCACAACCGGCGAUGCCGCUUCCACGACCAACGAUGCCGUUCCCACGACGGGCAAUGCCGCUCGCAUAAACAUGCAGGACAUCUUCACGGCCCUCCGGAUCGACGACGCUGCUCCCACAACCGGCGAUGCCGCUUCCACGACGGGCGAUGCCGCUCCCACAACCGACGAUGCCGCUUGGAUAACCGACGAUGAUGCGUCUUCCACGACCGACGAUUCGUCUUCCACGACCGACGAUUCGUCUUCCACGACCGACGAAGAGAUAUUCAUCGCCAAGGAUCUCGUCUUCGACGAAAAGGGCCGACUCGUGAUUGACGCCCUCUGCGUCGCCGACAAGGAUGCACCACACCACAGAUGGAUGUACCGUCACAGGGUCUCUCUCGACGCCAUGGAGCGGGCGUCACCGGUCUGGAAGGAAAAGAUAUUCGGGCCCGAGGGCGAGGAGCGGCCGAAGCCCACCGACGACGAGGAGGACUGGACCCUCGUGCUGGACGACGACGACCAACCGCCGGCCAUUGCCAUGCAGCUCGCCCUCAUCAACGGGAAGCCGGAGGUGGUGCCGCUGUGGCACAACAAUCCAGAUACCAUGCGCGUCUGCACCAACAUCUUCGAGUUCAUCGGCACCGCCGACAAGUACGGCGUUCUGCCCCUGUUCCGGCCCUUCGUCUCCCACUGGUUGCCGCACGCCCGCCCGAGCUCCGGGAACGCGGACGUCAAUUACGUGCACCGGAUGGAAGCGGCGUGGCAGCUGGGCGCCCUGGGUCUGGUGCAGGAUCAUGUCCGGAAGCUCGUCUACGAUUGGGUCUUCACGCCGGCCAUUCUGGACGCGUCGCUCGCCAGACUGAGCUUGGCCAACGAUGACGGGCUCUUGACGUCAGUUCCGCAACUGCUCGACGUGGUUGGCAAGCGCCAGCUGGAGCUGAUCCAGUCCGUCCUAGACUUUUUCCAUCACUUCUUGGCGGACCUCCGCGGCGAGAAGGGGAUCUGCCAGCACUCUCUGCCUGGCACGCCGGACUACGAUCUCUGCAACGCUGGGGUCGACGAGUUUGUCUCGAAGCGUAUGGAGGAGCCAGCCAUCGGGAAGAUCCCGGUGGAGGCAAAGGAUUACCCUCUGACCAUCUACCACUUGCUACACACCGUGACCCAUGUCUUGGGCGUCUCUUGCACCCCGGGACCGAAGCAACUCGAGGGGCACGCGUGCGUCCCGGCCCUCCACAAGAAAUGCGUGGACCUUGCGACAGAGUUGCUUGGCCGCUGGAAGGGAGCGGAAUCCAUCUUGGAGCCGGAACAGGUCGAGUGGCUCAAGGAGCGUGGUGAGAUCCUAGGGACCGAGAGUUCCUCUGCUUGUGAGACUGUGUGAUGGUCGCAGGCAAACUGUGGGCGAAAGCGUGGCACCCGGGGGAUGAACAAACAAUGUUCCCAGUUAACCGGAACCAAGUGGCGACCUACAUGUAUUUUUAAUUCCAUGGUUGUACCAUGACCAACAAUUGAGCAUUAGGCUUAUCCAAGAA
This is a messenger RNA of Chaetomium fimeti, 2107 nucleotides long. RefSeq lists its product as uncharacterized. NCBI's taxonomy places the organism in Eukaryota, Fungi, Ascomycota, Sordariomycetes, Sordariales, Chaetomiaceae. The transcript has a single exon. Bases 472 to 1956 code for a protein of 494 amino acids. The record is from RefSeq and is a predicted model, not a curated record.